CAGACGGUUUCUGUGGAUGCUCUUACAAAGUCAUCCCUUUCUCCGAAUUUGUCUCUUUAUAACUAAAACUAUUGAUUUGGAAGCAAAGUGUCAACAUAAAUCAUGACUCCUACCGGGUCAGAUAUGUCCUGUGAUGAACAAAGAAGAGAUAUUCACACUGAGAUUGAGACCGCCUUGAAGCAGCGCAUCAUGAUAUUUGAUGGCGGAAUGGGAACCAUGAUUCAAAAUCAUCGGUUCGACGAGGAAGAUUUUCGAGGGACGGAAUUCACGGAGCAUCCCAAGUCACUCAGAGGAAAUAAUGAUCUGUUGUCACUUACUCAGCCAGAAGUGAUCUACAAAAUUCAUAAGGAUUAUCUAGAGGCUGGAGCAGACUUUAUUGAAACCAAUACUUUCAGUGGGACAACUAUUGCUCAAGCAGACUACGGACUUGAACACAUAGUCUACCGAUUAAAUUUUGAGUCUGCGAAAAUUGCAAGAAGGGCAGCUGAUGAUGUAGCACAGGACACAGGAAUCCCGAGAUAUGUGGCCGGUGCCCUUGGUCCGACAAACAGAACUCUUUCUAUAUCACCCUCAGUAGAGAAUCCAGAAUUCAGGAAUGUCUCUUUUGACCAGUUGGUUGAGGCAUACACUGAACAAGCUAGAGGCCUCCUUGACGGAGGUGCUGACGUCCUCUUGGUGGAGACAAUCUUUGACACAGCUAAUGCCAAGGCGGCACUUUAUGCCAUACAGCUCCUAUUCGAAACAGCGUACAAGGCUGUUCCAAUAUUCGUAUCUGGUACGAUUGUUGAUAAAAGUGGACGUACUCUCUCUGGGCAGACUGGGGAAGCCUUCGUUGCCAGUAUCUCGCAUUGCAAUCCUAUGUGUGUUGGUCUCAACUGUGCGUUAGGAGCGACAGAAAUGCGGCCAUUCAUAGAGACCAUAGGCCUCAACACAAAAUGUUAUGUGAUAUGUUAUCCAAAUGCCGGUCUGCCGAAUACCUUUGGUGAUUAUGAUGAAACUCCAGAAAUCACGGCCAUGCAGCUAAAGGAUUUUGCGGAGGGAGGUCUUGUUAACAUCGUUGGUGGAUGCUGUGGGACAACACCAGAACACAUCAAAGCUAUUGCUGACGCCGUGCGACCAUUCAAGCCAAGAGAACUUCCAGCCUCACUACAUGAAGAAAGUAUGACUCUUUCCGGCUUGGAACCCAUGUAUAUCAGUCCAUACACGUUAUUUGUGAAUAUAGGAGAGCGCUGCAAUGUUGCUGGGUCUAGGAAGUUCUGCAAGUUGAUCACAACGGGAAACUAUGAGGAAGCUCUUCAGAUAGCUAAAAAUCAGGUCGACAGUGGAGCACAGGUCCUCGAUAUAAAUAUGGACGAAGGCAUGUUAGACGGAAAAGCUGCCAUGACCAAAUUUGUAAACUUGAUAGCCUCGGAACCGGACAUAUCGCGUGUUCCACUAUGCAUCGACUCUUCCAAUUUUGCCGUGAUAGAAGCAGGGUUGAAGUGUGCUCAAGGAAAGUGUAUCGUAAACAGUAUUAGCUUGAAGGAGGGCGAAGAGGACUUCAUUGCGAAGGCUCGUACGAUCAAGCGUUAUGGAGCAGCUGUGGUCGUCAUGGCUUUUGAUGAGGAAGGCCAGGCAGCUGAUUGUAAGCGGAAGGUAGAAAUAUGUACACGAUCAUACAAUAUCCUUGUCGAGCAGGUUGGAUUCAAUCGCAAUGAUAUCAUCUUUGACCCAAACAUUCUGACCAUCGCAACGGGAAUGGAAGAACAUAACAACUACGGGGCUGAGUUUAUAGAAGCUACAAAAAUUAUCAAGAAAACACUACCAGGAUGUCGUAUUAGUGGGGGAGUGUCAAACUUUUCAUUUUCAUUCCGAGGGAAGGAGAAGAUCAGAGAAGCCAUGCACAGUGUAUUCUUGUACCAUGCUAUAAAGGCUGGUAUGGACAUGGGUAUAGUGAAUGCUGGAAGUCUGCCCCUCUACGAUGAUAUCGAACCUAAACUGCUAGAACUUUCGGAGAGCUUAUUGUGGAACACUGACCCGGAGGGGACUGAAAAAUUGCUCUUGUACGCUCAGAGUUUUGGGAAAACUGCCAAGAAGGAUGAAAAAGCUGAUUUGUGGAGGUCUUCUCCCGUUGAGGAGAGGCUGGAGUAUUCACUUGUCAAGGGUAUUGAUAAGUUUGUGGUUGAAGAUACAGAAGAAGCGAGGCAAAAUAAUGUGUUAUAUCCAAGACCUCUCAAUGUGAUAGAAGGUCCUCUUAUGAAGGGCAUGAGUAUCGUAGGAGACCUGUUUGGUGCCGGUAAAAUGUUCCUUCCCCAGGUCAUCAAGUCUGCAAGAGUCAUGAAAAAGGCAGUCGGCCAUCUUGUUCCGUUUAUGGAAAAAGAGAAGGAAGAGUCGAUGCUGGCCCAAGGAUUAACGUCGAGUGAACCAUCGUAUGUUGGAACACUCGUGAUCGCGACUGUCAAAGGGGAUGUCCAUGAUAUCGGGAAGAAUAUUGUCGGGGUUGUUUUGGGAUGUAAUAACUACAGGGUGAUUGACCUGGGCGUAAUGACACCGUGUGAGAAGAUUCUCGAGACAGCCAUAAACGUCAACGCUGAUUUCAUCGGUCUGUCUGGGCUAAUUACGCCGUCCCUUGACGAAAUGAUCCAUGUUGCUAAGGAGAUGGAACGUAUUGGCAUGAAGACGCCCCUACUCAUAGGUGGGGCUACUACCUCUAAAACUCAUACAGCUGUUAAGAUCUCACCGCGAUACUCCUCCCCAACUGUCCAUGUGCUUGAUGCUUCAAAGAGUGUUGUGGUGUGCUCUGCCCUCCUAGAUGAGAAUGCUAAUGAAGACUACGUGGAGGAGAUAAAAGAAGAAUAUGAAGACAUCAGAUCAGAUCAUUAUGAUUCACUCAAGGACCACAAGUAUCUACCUCUCCAAAAGGCUCGUGAAAGGAAACUCAGGAUCGACUGGAAAAGCGAUAGAAGUAUUGUAGUACCAACAUUCCUUGGGGUGAAACAAUUCCAUGACUACGAUAUCGAGUGUCUGAUACCAUAUAUAGAUUGGAAACCUUUCUUUGAUGUUUGGCAGCUGAGGGGGAAAUACCCAAAUAGGGGAUAUCCUAAAAUAUUUAAUGACAAAUCAGUGGGUGAGGAAGCAAAGAAGUUAUUUGACGAAGCCCAGGAGAUGUUGGAGACCAUCGUCAAUGAGAAACUGCUACAGGCGAAGGGUGUGAUCGGAUUCUAUAGAGCACAGUCAGUCGAUGACGAUAUUCAUGUCUAUGAUGAGAAUGAGACACAUAUAGAAACAUUGUAUGGCCUUCGACAACAGGCUGAGAAGGAUGUGCACUGUGAAGAUCCUUACACAUGCAUAUCAGACUUUGUGGCCCCCAGGGAGAGCGGUGUACAGGACUAUGUUGGCAUGUUUGCUGUCAGUGUCGGAUUUGGAGUUCCUAAACUAUGUAGCAAGUACGAAGAACAGUUUGAUGAUUACAGUAUCAUUAUGGUGAAGGCUCUCGCUGACAGACUGGCAGAGGCAUUUGCUGAGGAAAUGCAUGAGAGGGUCCGAAAAGAUUACUGGGGGUACUGCUCAGAUGAACAGAUGGAAUCACAAGAUCUUCAUCGGAUAAAAUACCAGGGUAUACGUCCAGCCCCAGGCUAUCCCAGUCAACCAGACCACCUGGAGAAACAAACCAUGUGGCGCCUGAUGCAAGCAGAUGAUGUUGACAUCACACUUACAGAAUCCCUUGCCAUGGACCCGGCCGCUUCAGUCUCUGGACUCUAUUUUGCUCAUCCAAAGUCCAACUACUUCGCGGUUGGAAAGAUUGAUAAAGACCAGAUUCUUGAUUAUUCACAAAGGAAAGGAGAGUCGGUGGAGAAAAUGGAGAAAUGGUUGGGACCAAAUCUUUCAUAUGAAGCAGAGUGAAGACACUGGACCAAAAGCCUUUAGAAGUUUUUUUCUUUAGUCGGGGAAUAACAUUGAAAGAGAUGUCACUGACUAGCAGUAUUGAGGAUCACUUAUAUUAGGUGCUGGGUAAAUAACUUGAAAUAUUUUAGUGAAAUUGACAAAAUGGACAGGGUCUGGGUCGUUUUUAACUCUUUGGUCAUGGGGACAGUAGGGGCUGGUCAGUGACCCUGAAUGUGCCAUAGGCUCGGGAAAGAAAGGAGUGGGAACCAUUCCAAAAUCAUGCCGGGCAACUACUAAAAGUCCGACGGUUGGGCGGGCCGCGUGAGCCCAGACCCCGCGCGGGAUUGAGUGAUUAAGUCCUCGGGAAGUGAACAAGACAGAGAACAGUUUUACAUCACCUGCAAUGGCAUCUUCACAGUUACCAAAGUAUCUUCCAGAAUCCAUAUAAAAAGGGCCUAUCACAGCUGAUAAUUUAUGAUGUUUAGAAUGUUAGAAAUGAUAAUGUCAUUGUUGCCAAGGUUUAUGUUGAUGAAUGAUUGAUGAAGUUUGCACUAGAGUUGAUGUCCCCUCGCAAUGGUCUCAGUCAUUGUUGAGUUGUGGAAACUCAGACACUAGGUAGCAUCAAGAAUUAGUAAAGGUUAGUUUUUAUUAAUCCUUUGUAGCACAUUAUAGGACUUUCCAAUGACUGAGACGGUCGCAGAAAGACAACAUCACAAGUGGAUGCAAAAUUUGACCAAUUUUAUCUGUGAUGAAAAAGUUCCUGACCAUUGUUGACACAGGCUGAAUGCAGAAAAAGAUGAAUUGUCAAGUAAUAACAUUUUAUUCAUGCUGCAAGAUUAAGCUGGGAUAUACAGUGUAUGGAAAAAUAUAAUCAUCAAAUAAGAUAUUUAUGUUAUUCAAUGGAA
Lineus longissimus is the source of this 4769-nucleotide messenger RNA. Its product is annotated as methionine synthase-like. The record is from RefSeq and is a predicted model, not a curated record. Bases 103 to 3882 code for a protein of 1259 amino acids. Gene Ontology annotation, cellular component: cytosol. Gene Ontology annotation, molecular function: methionine synthase activity; cobalamin binding; zinc ion binding. Gene Ontology annotation, biological process: tetrahydrofolate metabolic process; homocysteine metabolic process. The transcript has 26 exons. NCBI's taxonomy places the organism in Eukaryota, Metazoa, Nemertea, Pilidiophora, Heteronemertea, Lineidae.